AUGGAGGAAACGGUGUCUCGUGUAAUCUCUGACAUAGAGGAUCUCCGAGGAAACCCGGAACAAGCACCGCUCUCAGAACAAACCCUAACGGAUCUUCAAAUUCUCCUCAACAACUCCCUCUCCGAUAGCCUCUACGAUGAGCUUCCAUCGAAGAAUCUCUCUCCCUCUGCUCUCAUCGCUCCCAUUGCUUCCGCAAUGGACUCUUCCCCUUCCCACCACUCGCUCCUCGCUUCCGACGUCUUCCUCUCCCUCCUCCUCGCCCCAAACGCCCCCGUUUUCACCCUAUUCACUCCCAUCUCCUUCAUUUCCUUCCUCCGCUCCCUCCGCCGCUCCUGCAAAGCCCACUCCAGCCCAGGCCCGGGCCAAGAUGCCUCGCAAAACCGCAAGCGAAAGCGUGCCGGUGCCGGCCGGUCCCGUGCCAAAAAUCCCCAAAACGACUACGAUUCUACGGACACUAGCUCACAACACGACCCCAAGGUGCUCCUCCGCGUGCUGGAGAAGCUAGUCCGGGUAAUGGACCUUAUACACCUGGACCGCUUCCCGGAAACUCUCCGGUCGCUUAUUCAAACUGUCGCGGAAAUCCCCGUCACCGCGCUCGACGUGUGCGGGAACACGGCGCACUAUAGCAAGUUGCUCAACCUAUGUUCUCGCCUGCUGAGGGAAAUUCUCAAACCCGAGCAUGGCGAACCUUCCAACACUGCCGCCGAGGUAUUGAAAUCUCUCAGUUCGCUUGUUCUCAUGGCGAAGUCACAGGCGAGGACCUUUGCUCUUGGAUUUGUGACGAGUCUCGUUGACCAAUGUGAUGGGGUUAAGAAGGCGCUGGUUAAUUUUCCGAGGUAUUUGGUGAAGAAGGCGCCGGAGAAGGCCGAGCCUAGAGCCUUAGCUGUGGACUCCAUCAUGGAGGUUGUUAGGGUGUUGGGAGUUGAGGAUCAGAUUGCGUUUGUGAAGUACGUGGUGCAGAUGGCUCAGGGGAAGGCGAAUCUUCGGCUUUUGGCGGUUGAUCUUAUUCUGAAUCUGGUGACUUCUUUGAAGGAUCCGUUGGGUGUGGAGAGUGAAGCGAGUGAAGCGAGUGAAGCGUGGGGAAUGUGGUGCUUGGAGGUGUUGGUGAAGAGGUGUUCUGAUGUGAGUGGCGCGAUUCGGGCGCGGGCUUUGUCGAGCUUGGCGCAGUUGGUGGGGUUAUUGUCCCGUGGUGAAAGGACUAGUAUGGUUUUGAAGGAGUUUAUGGGGUUUGGAAAGGUUGGCGAUGUGAAUGUUGAGGGUACAAUGAAUGAUAUGCUAAGGAGAAGGUGUAUGGAUGAUAAAGCAGCUGUUAGGAAAGCUGCAUUGCUUCUAGUUACUAAUUUGACUUCUUUUCUUGGAGGUGCAAUUGAUGAAGUGGUGCUGAAGACAAUGGGCAUGGCUUGUUCCGAUCCACUUAUCAGCAUGCGGAAAGCCGCGAUUGGAGCUCUUUCAGAGGCUUUCAGAACAUUCUCUUCUGAAACAGUAAUAACUGAGUGGCUACAUUCAGUUCCGCGUCUAAUAACUGACAAUGAAUCAAGCAUCCAAGAAGAAUGUGAGAACAUGUUUCAAGAACUUGUUUUGAAUCGGGUAUGUAGAGCUGCAUCUGCUACCUCUUCAUGUAUUGUACCUUCUAAUGGAAAGAUGAAAAGAAAAAGUAUAGGCAAUGAGAUGGAGAAGCUUUUUCCCAAUGGAACAUUGUAUCUUCUAAGAGAGGUUUGCCAUGGGGAGGUAAGCCCUUGGGUGAAGAAAGUUUGCACAAAUCUGGGCAAGAAGAAACGGAUGAAUGAGAAAAUUGUUACUGCACUGCAAAAUAUAAUCAAGGUAUCUGAGUCUCUCUGGCUGAGUCACUCAAUGCCUAUAGAAAAGUGGACUGCCCCACCAGGUGCUUGGUUUCUUUUGUCAGAGGUGUCAACAUUCCUUUCAAAAGCAGUAGACUGGGAGUUUCUUCGUCAUCAUUGGCAGCUUCUUGACAAACAUGAAGUGGAGUGUGAGUUCAAAAGCCCAAUUUUACACAAAAAUGCAUCUGAAGAGGAAGAAAGCACAGAAUACAAUACUGUUGCCUGGGCUAGUGAUCGAGUUUUCCUCUUACAAACCAUUUCUAAUGUUUCUGUGGAACUGCCCCCCGAACCAGCAGCUGAAUUGGCUCAUAACUUGCUCAAACGAGUUGAAGCAUUCAACAUGCAUUCAACAGAGACUGGACUGAAGGUUGACGCUCAUUUAAAAGCACUAAAAACAUUAUGCAAGCGGAAAGCUUCAAAUCUCGAAGAGGCGGAAUCGUUAGUCUUGAAAUGGAUUAACCAAGUUCUCUCCAUGGCUUCUGGAAUAAUAGAAAAAUUCAUUUCAGAUAAUUCUGACAAAAAGGCAGAAAGUAGUUUAUUCACUCCACCUAGAAGUGGGACCAGGAAAGGCAGCAAAUCAGUAGCAAUGUCCAAGUCAUUGUCUAAAGCAGUUACCGCUAUUUAUACAGUUGGGUCUUUAGUUAUUGUUUGCCCAUCUGCUGAUAUGAGCAAUGUAGUUCCUCUAUUGCAUACCAUCAUCACUUCUGGGAGCUCUGGUCCUAAAUUAAAUAACCUACCCGGUCCUUCAACUUCUUUACAACGGGAAGCUCCUUCUUUUUAUAUUCAGGGGUGGCUAGCCAUGGGUAAGCUCUGCCUUGCUGAUGGGAAGUUAGCUAAGAAUUAUAUUCCUCUGUUUGUACAGGAGCUUGAAAAGACCGAAUCUGCAGCUCUUCGCAACAACAUUGUGGUCAUGAUGGCAGAUUUUUGUGUUCGGUACACCGCACUGGUUGAUUGUUACAUAACAAAGAUCACUAGGUGUCUCUUAGAUCCUUGUGAACUCGUGAGAAGGCAAACGUUCAUAUUACUAUCCAGAUUGUUGCAGAGGGACUACGUGAAAUGGAGAGGAGUGCUAUUUCUUCGGUUCCUUUUGUCACUUGUUGACGAAUCCGAAAAGAUAAGGCAGUUAGCGGAUUUUCUGUUUGGAAAUAUUUUGAAAGUUAAGUCUCCUCUUUUAGCAUAUAAUAGUUUUGUUGAGGCUGUUUUCGUACUGAACGACUGUCAUGCCCAUAAUGGACAUCGUGAGUCCCAUGGGUCACGAAAGGAAAGUCAAAGUUUUUCCAUCAGGGGUACUGAUGAAGAGUCAAGGAACAAAAGAAUGCAUAUUUAUGUUUCUUUACUAAAACAAAUGGCUCCUGAGCAUCUUCUAGCAACCUUUGCCAAGUUAUGUGCGGAAAUUCUAGCUGCAGCUUCUGAUGGUAUGCUCAAUAUAGAAGAUGUAACUGCACAGUCUGUUCUACAGGAUGCUUUUCAAAUUCUCGGCUGUAAAGAGAUACGCAUUCCAUCCACUCGGGCAUCAUCUGAGUCAGCAGAUAUAGAGGAAGAAGGAGGAGAAAAUGGUUCUGCAGCUAGAGGAAAGGCUAUAACUCAGGUAGUCAAGAAGGGCCUUAUUCAAAAUACAGUUCCCAUCUUCAUAGAAUUGAAACGUCUAUUGGCAACCAAGAAUAGUCCCCUCAUAGGUUCUCUCAUGGAGUGCCUCCGUGUUAUUCUAAAGGACUACAAGAAUGAGAUUGAUGACAUAUUGGUUGCUGAUAAGCAGCUGCAGAAAGAGCUUAUUUAUGAUAUUCAAAAAUAUGAAGCAGCAAAAGCUAAAGCAGCAGUUGCUGAAGCAGUGGUUGGCACCAAGCCAAAAUCAGGUUCAAACCAUUCACCUGAUGUUUCUAAGAACCUGACCAAGACACAAGUACAAGCAGUUCGACAAAGUAUGUCAAGUAACGAGCUUCCAAGUGAUUCAAGAGUCGCUUCAGCAAUGGCAGAUGCAGCAGCUGCAGCAACAGCUCGUUCUGUGCUCAGGGAAAUAAACAAGGGGACGGGUACACCACCUCUCGGUUCUUUUAGUGUUCCUAAAGUCAAGUCUUGUACUGGUAUGUUCAAUUCCAAAAAUGUUAAGCGCAUGGAUGUCAUAAAAUCUGUAAGGAAAAGACAGUCUUUCGAUUCUGAUGAAGAAAACUAA
Molecule: messenger RNA, 4008 nt
Organism: Sphenostylis stenocarpa
Lineage: Eukaryota; Viridiplantae; Streptophyta; Magnoliopsida; Fabales; Fabaceae
Source: the annotation of a GenBank genome assembly